AAUGGGCGCAGCGGCAGUAAGCGGCGGUGACGGCGGCGAGGAGGCGUUGGUGCCUUGAGGGCUGGAUUUGGAGCGGAGCCGCGGAGGGAAAAGCACGGCCUUCAGAAAUGGACAGGAUUUAUUCGGAAUCAAAUGAGGAAAAUGAUCAUACAGAACGCAUCAGAAGGCAAAGGCGUUCCUCGAUUUUAAAAGCUCCGCGGAGUCCUCUCAAGGACCUUGGGAGUGGGAAUGAAUUCACUCAGGAUUAUGACACUGAGAAGCGUCGGAAGAACUCUCGCCGUGUCAGCUUUGCAGAUACCAUAAAAGUUUUCCAGACAGAUCUUCAAAUUAAUGUGGUAGAGCCAGAAAAUACAGAGAGCGCAGCAAAUAUAAGGAAUCAAAUCCUAUUUAACCAAAAUGAAGGGCCUGAAACUGUUCAGUGCGAGAUUACUGGGAUGGACACUUUGCUUCAUGCCCCAAUCCAGACACCAGUGCAGCAGACUGAGUGGCAUGAUACAGACAACAAUCAAAUGAAUAGAAACGACAGAACACUUAUCUUUUUGGAUGAAAAUGAAAUGGAUAUGACAGCUAGUCACACUGCAGUGAUCACACGUAACCUUAAAAACAAUGAAGAAAUUGACAAACCUAGGAAAAUAGACAUCAAAUCAUUUUUAGCUGGGUUAACAUCUAAAAACGAAGGGCCAGAAAUGAACAAGGAAUUUCGCUUUUUCUGUGAUCCUACAAAGGCAAAUGAUGCAUGUCCGUCUCUCCAACAGAAGCCAGACUUUGACCCAGUAAAGAAAAUAGAUUUCAGUGAAUUCUUGACAAGCCUGAAGUCAAGUGAAAUGUUUACCAGCCCCACUCUUGAAGGACCUGACAAGGAGAACCUGUUUUUUGUCCCUUCACAACUUCCAGAAAGUAGUGCAUUUCCUCUAGGGGAGUGUGUAUAUUCCCAUGCACAAGAGAACACCGGCAAUGUGACUAGAAUCUUCAGAGGACAAGAUGAUGGAAUGGAUAUUACGAAGUGUCAUAUAUCUAACAUUAAUACCAUGUUCCCCAAUACUUGUGAGGCCUUAUCAAAGCAAUUAGAAUGUGGUGAUGUAACUGUGGCUUGUGGAGAUAUGGAUAUGACUGCCAGCCAAACUGUAAAAAUGUCCCUCACCAAAAAUAACACAUUCAACAUUGAGAAACACAGUCAGACCAUCAGAAUGGAUUUAUCCGGUUUUGUGGCUGACCAUUCUAGAUUAAAGAGAACAUAUAACCAUCAGUUGGUUGUUCCACAAGACCCCCAAAGAUGUGUUGAAAAGAAAACUGUAAGUGUAGAAGAUGAGGAGGGUAUUACUCAAAACCAUACUAUCUUGAUAGACAGUCACAAAGCAUCACAGACCUCUAAUCAAGGUUGCAGAACAAGGACUGGGGUUCCUGGAUGUGUUUCUUUUGAGCCCGUCUUCCAUGGUGAUAAAACCAUUGUCUUUUCCAGCUGUAAUGAUAUGGAAGUUACUGGGAAUUGUACAGUUGUAAACUGUAAUGAAACUUCCAAGGCAACUGGCAAGUCUUGUUAUGAAGCUUUUCAAAAACCAGGAAAUGCCAUCUCUUUGCUAAUGGAAAAAACAGUUUCAAGAGAUGACGACAUGGACAUUACAAAAUGUCAAAUAACUUCAGAUAAUCAAGUUCUCAGGCAAUGUAAAAAGAAUGCACACACAAUAUCUUUUGUGCCAGAUAAUGGAAGUGAAAAAGGCAUCCAAAAUCACAGAGCUGCUUCUGAGACUCUGGGGCUAGAUUCAAGUGCAAAUCCUGGUUCUUGGACUUCUAAGGGCACAUUUCGACACAGCACAGUGACUUCUCUGCUCGUUUCACGGCCAAGUGACAAAACAGUAGUCUUCUCAGGGGAAGAUAUGGACUUGACUAGAAGUUAUAUUGCCAAGGAUGUUGAAAAGGGCAUUGCAAGUCAACUUCCUCCUGUCUCUGCUGAUAUGUUCACCUCUGUGAAAUUCAAACCUCAAAGUUUUGGUAACAAAUCUAGCUCUUCUAAUUUAAAUGAGCAGGAAGAAAUGGAAAUAACUAAAUGUCAUGCUGUAGUCAUUGACAAUCAAAACACUGGAAUAACUACAAGCCAACAACAAAUGCAGCCUAAAACUAUUCCAGGAGAGAACUGGAACAAAGAAGUGAAUGGAGCUGUAAGUCUUCUAAACCUUGACAAGGAAAAUCCUCUUUCAGGAAUGAGUGAUCACAUGGAUAUUAAAAGAAGUCAUCCCAAUCCCAAAACCAUUAUUUUUUCAUCACAAGAGCAAGAGAUGGAAGUCCCUAAAAGCCACAGCAGUGCCAGCAACAACUGUGUGCCGAAACCUUUGCAAAGGCAAAACUGUGAAAUAUCUCAACAAUUGAGGAAAAGUCUAGUCAACCCUUCACUUGCCUAUUCUAAUGACAAAACUGUUGUUUUUCCAGAUGAUCAAAGUAUGGAUAUAACCCGAAAUCAUACUGCUGCUCUUGACUUUGCUCCUAUUCUAGUAGCACAAGAAUAUGAGAGUACACAUAUUCAGAACAGUGUAAUAUCUAAACCAAAACAACUACAAAAUAAGACCCUCUUAUUUUCUGGUGGUUCUGAUAUAGAUAUUACUAGAAGUCAGACUGCGGCAAUAGAAUGUGGGAGUUUCAGAAUGAACUCAAAUCAAAAGAAUGACAUUCCUGGAAAUAAGCAAAUUCCAGCCCUUGCUGUUCCAAGGUUUUCUUUCACUUCUGGUGAUGAGGCCCUUCCCUCUGAUAUUAAAGGAAAUGUGCAUUUUGGGAAGACAGCAGGAAUACACAUUGACUCAAAAAAUUCCAAAUUGCAACAGCAAAGCCAUACUAUGGUAGCAUUAAACAAGGUACUGUCAAACACUGCAAAUCCUGAGAGACUUUCUUCAACUAGUAAAGCAGCUUCACUUUCUUCAAAACAGGACUUCACUAAAACAGCCAGAACAUCGAUGCCAGAUACAAAAAAUUCACAGAUGGCUUCUCUUUUGGAAAAGUCAGUUGUUUUUUUCUCUGAGGAAAAUAUGGAUUUGACUGGUAGCUGUGUAGUAAGUGUUCCUGAUACAGUUUUAACAGAAAGAAAAGAUACUUUAUUUCCAAAGAAAAAGGAGUUGACCUCAUGCCCUACCAUUAUAGCUGCAGAUAGUGUGCAGCAACAAGGAUGUGACCAAUGCCCCUUAAAGCCAUCGUCUCUUUCAAAUGAGAAGACUGUCAUAUUUUCAGUGGAUGAUGAUAUGGAGAUGUCUAAAAGUCACACAAUGGCAACAGACAAUAAAAUUUACCUACAAGGCAAGAGUUCAAGUAAUGGAAUACCCUUAAUCCCUGCAGAUAAAACUGUUGUAUUUACAUACAAUGAUGACAUGGAAAUAACUAGACCCAACACUGUUGUAAUUGAUAAACCUAUGGAAAAGGCUGCAUCCCAGACUGUGCCAGAACUAGGUAAAGGGACUGGAAGGAAAAGUCUGAUUGGCCCAACCAGUGAAAAGACUGUUGUGUUUUCACUGGGUGGUGAGAAUGACAUGGAGAUCACAAAGAGCCAUACAGCACCAAUAAACCGUGAAAUUGCCUCACAAGAUGAGAGAGCACCUCAAACCCAGUCUGUAGUUCAUGGAGAUAAAAUGGUGUUUGUAUUUAAUCAGGAUGAUAUGGAAAUAACUGAAUCUCACACUAUUGAUAAAACUAUGGAAAGAGUCAUGCAUGUGGAUAGAUUAAAACCGGAUAAGUGGGUUGGACAGGAAGCUUUUUCAAAUAGCAAAACAGUUGUGUUUGCAAUGGGUGAUGACAUGGAGACCACUAAAAUCCAUACAGUGUCCUUAGAUGAUAAAAUCGCCCUACAAGGUGAGCAAACCACCCACGUUGGUCCUGUUCUUCCUGUUAAUGAAACCAUUGUGUUUACAUGUAACCAGGAUAAGAUGGAUAUCACUGCAUCUCACACUGUUGCUAUUAAUAGUAAUAAUCUUAAAGGAUCUGAGAACCAAGAAGUGUCAAGUAAAAGCCACCAGCAGCAGAAUGUAUGUAGAACAUCGGCCCCUAUCUGUGGAGAGAAAAUGCAUUUUAUGCAUGCAGAAGAUUUGGGUAAUGGAUGCCACUCAGAUUUUAGGGACAAACAUGGACCAGAUUUCCCUGCUUUAUCAGUUUUAGUAUUUACCUAUAAAAAGGAAGAAACAGAUACACUGAAAAUCCACAAUGUUGCCACGGAAAAGUCCAUUGGUCCUGUCACUCUGUCACUUCCUGAAGUCACUUUGGAUAAUAUUCAGGAACCACAGAAUGUUAUUAACCUUCCCAAGGGCAACUCAAGUUCUGUAUACUGCCAGGAUCUGAGAAAACAAGUAAAACCUAAAUCAAAGAGAGUGUCUUUCAAGCUUCCAGAGAACCAAAUAGAAUCCCCAACUUACAAGAGUGAAAGUCAAAGAAAAGUUGCUGAGAAUAGGCUCCUGGAUGGUGAUGAAGAAAAUUGUAAUGGUGUGUCCCAGGUUCAAAUUCCAGUCCAGCAGUCUCACUUAUCUAAGGAGAUCACUGAUAGUUUGAACAGGGGUGCACUUAAUGUGUUGGAUACUGGAAGUAUAAACUUGAAAGAUGAUCCAGGGAAGUUGACUUCAUCUAGACAUGAACACAGACCCACAGAGUUAGACAUUGAUGGACCAGACACUGUUAUACUUUCUUACAAAAAGACUAAGGAAAAUGAGGGAGUGUCUGCUGAAUGGGAAAAACUUACAAAAGAUUCCCCAAAAGACUCUGAACAGACUAAGCAAUUCUCCCAAGUCAAUGACAUUCCUGCAGAACAACUAGACCCCAGCCUUGUGUCUGAAUUAUCAGGUAUUGUUAAUAUUUGUUCAAGGCUAAAAAAUUGUAGAAGGAAGUCUGAAGUUGUCCCAGUCUCUCAAACUGCUGCUGUGUCUAAUAGUGCUGAAACUUUUCCCAAAUUGGCAACACAGCCAGAAGAUCCUUUGAGCUUAGGAAAAGAUGUUGAAAAGGAGCCCAAUAAUGCAUUUUAUAUCAAAGAACAGGAAAAUAUAUAUUUUGAAACUGGAGAUGCUCCUUUAGACACAACACAUACAGAUAAAUGUCAAGUGAGAAAGCUACCCCUAGGUAUCUUCCCGCCUAAAUUGCCAAACAAAAAAAAUUCCACUGUUCCAAGUGUAGAAGACCUCAAUGCCAAAUCAGUGGGCGGAGUAGAAGCUCAGGUUCCAGAAAUAAAUUUAGUCACCAGCAAAACCUCCGACAACAUCUAUCCCAUUGGAAGGCAGAACUUGAGCCCUUCUCAGUAUAUAGAUGAGGAAUUGCUUCCUACAUGCCCAGAGGAAAUGGAUUCAGUUGAGUUUGUAAGUUAUGAGCCCCUUGAUGGAACCUGUAAUGAGAUGAACAAAAAAGAGAUCUUUCACAAUAAAAGCUAUCCAUUAGAGGAGCAAGAAACUUUCAGCAACCAGAAGAGAGCUUGGGAACAAGAGGAAGAGGAACUCCAGAAAGGAAAGAAGAUCAAGAGGAGUGAGAGCUGGGAUGGAGAUAGCACAAAAGAACAGCGGGCUACCUCCAGCAUCAUUUUAUCUCAUACCCAAGCAGAAACUCAUGAGGGUGAAAAUCCUCCAAGUCUAUCAGCUAAAAGCCUGGAGAGGACCAACUCUAGCAACAGCAGCUGUCUGGAUUCUCUUAAAGCUGACAUAGAUCUUAGUAUGCAGCGAAGCAGUCAGAUGGAGUCUCAGCUUCUCAUGGACAGUAUUUGUGAACAGAAUUUAUUUGAGAAAUUUCAGGAUGGUGUUAUCACUGUAGGGGAGUUUUUUACGCUUCUCCAGGUCCAUAUUCUAAUUCAGAAGCCCCGGCAGAGUCAUCUUCCAGCCAAUUAUGCAGUGAACACAGCUCCUACUCCAGAAGACCUGAUUUUCAGCCAGUACAUUUAUCGCCCCAAGCUGCGGAUUUAUGAAGAAGAUUGCCAGGUUCUUUCUCAGAUGAUAGAAGAUUUAAAGUUGUGUGCAGGUGUCCAGGAUAAACUUUUGGUGGAUGUGAAUAAGAGCCUCUGGGAGGUGAUGAGGACCUUCUCUGACAAAGAGCUGAAGAACUUUGGAACAGAGUUGAAUAAAAUGAAAUCCUGUUUCACCAAGAAGAGUAAAGUCCUGGCUCACAAGGGGAAAGUGAAAUUGUAUGACAAUUUGGUGCAGAACACACAGAUCCAAUGGGAGAAACUACAGUCAAGAAUAGCAAAAGUGGAUGAAUUCCUCAGGGAGAUGGAUAGUUGUCUUUUAGCUCUGGAAACAGUUACUAAGUUGGAAGAUUGUGAAGCAGAUAUCAGUGAUCCAGUGGCAGAAUGGGAGUCCAAAGUGAGAAACUCUGAGAAAGAGCUUGAAAACCUCAAAGCCCAAGAAGAGGAGCUUCAAAGGGAUCUGUCAAAUUUGGAGGUUCAGAAGAAGCAGGGGUUUUCUGAGAUAAAACGUCUGCAGAAUAAAGCAAGUGAUUGUGAGGAGCUCCUCGACAAAUACAACUUCACUGAAUGGGAGAUCAGUGACUGGAGUGAUCAACACGCAAUGUUUACCUUCCUUUAUGAUUCUAUAGAACUGACUAUCACAUUCGGACCAUCAGUGGAUGGUGCUGUUUUCAAUGGCAAUCCCUGCAGAAAGAUUGUUGAUAUGAGCUUUGAAUCUCUGUUGGAUGAAGAAAAAGCUCCACUUUCAUCAUGUCUAGUCCAAAGGCUCAUCUUCCAGUUUAUUGAAAGUCAGGGUUCCUGGCAGACAAAAUGCCCAACAAUGCACCACCUGCCCCAGAUGCUGCAUGAGGUCUCAUUAGUGGUGAAUCGCUGUCGACUCUUAGGAGAAGAGAUUGAGUUUUUGAACAGAUGGGGUGGAAAGUUUAAUCUUCUGAAGACAGAAGUGGAUAAUACAAAAGUGAAGCUCUUGUUCUCCACUUCCACAGCUUUUGCAAAGUUUGAGGUGACAUUCUCUUUAUCUGCCAACUACCCAUCAGCUCCACUCCCUUUCACUGUCCAAAAACGUAUUGGGAACCUUGGCCAUGAUGAAAUUUCUGCUGUUGUGUCCAAUGUGCCACUGGGCACCAACUACCUGACGAGAAUGGUCAAAAUGAUUCAUCAUAACUUGCUCCAGGGUUCCCUGAUCGUUCACUAAAUCCACUCAGAUCAAUACAGUUCUCAAGUUGGAUGUCUGUCCUCUUCAAAGUUACAAGAGUUGCCAGCUUCUUUUAAUGCUAUGAGAAUCUGAUUUAGCAACUGACUGUGAAAUCUCAGUAAGCCUACUACCAAGCACCUCUCCUAUACCAAAGCAUGUUGAGGGAAUGCAGAAAUCUGUAGAGCCAAGGAGGAAUUUCAGAUGGCUUCCAUUAACUUGUCCCACUUUUCUCAUAUUUUUUUUUCCUCUUCCCCAACCCCUCCAGCCACUGCUGGUUGUGGUUUCCCUUUUGUUACACCGCCACAUAAAAGAAAUUCUAGCUCCUAUAACCACCAGAAUUAGCCUGAUAAUUUCUCUCUGGUUUGUUAUUACCAAGGUCUAUUGUCUGUCUUCCAAGGUUUGCAUGACUGGAAGUUACUAUCACUAACUAGCCCAGAUUUUAAGUUUGAUUAUAUCAGCUGACUUGGAAUGUCUCUCAGAUCACAGAAACUAUCAUUCUGGUUUCUGCUGCUUGACAAAAUUAUAAUUUACAAAAUUCACAAGUGGCAUGCACAGUUAGAAGUUUCUCUUUAAGGUUACAGAUCCCUGUUUCUAACCAUUGAUUUUGCAGUGCAACAGAACCCAAAGUCACAUGGAUCAAGUUGUGAACUUUUCCUUGUGCUAUUUGGUUCUAAUCAUUCUGCAUAUAGAGCCUUUUCUAUUGCUAAGGUGUUAAGCUAUUUGAUGCACUUACUUAGGCUAGGCUCCCUAUUUCUCAAAGGGGUAAGCAGGCUAAAUAUGUAAAUCUGCUUUUGCUUAAUGUGUUCAACAGGUGACAUGGUAGGAGAUGUUCAAAAGGGCUGGAUCUAGCAGGCACACUUCUAGCACUGACCAUUAAGUUACUGUCUUGCUUGAGGCAGCUGUUUCCUUAGAAAAAA
Molecule: messenger RNA, 8017 nt
Organism: Trachemys scripta elegans
Lineage: Eukaryota; Metazoa; Chordata; Testudines; Emydidae
Gene: KNL1
Product: kinetochore scaffold 1
Biological process (GO): cell division; protein localization to kinetochore; attachment of spindle microtubules to kinetochore
Cellular component (GO): nucleus
Source: RefSeq, a predicted model, not a curated record